Messenger RNA from Bemisia tabaci, 2569 nucleotides. Its product is annotated as circadian clock-controlled protein daywake. NCBI's taxonomy places the organism in Eukaryota, Metazoa, Arthropoda, Insecta, Hemiptera, Aleyrodidae. The record is from RefSeq and is a predicted model, not a curated record. Gene Ontology annotation, biological process: multicellular organismal reproductive process.
UAACCGCGGAGUGUUUACCCGCCGGGUUGUGCGGUUUUCGUCACUGCGGGAUUACCUGCCCAGGUGCUUUACCGCGGAUUCGCGCCGUUUUUAGCUAGAUCAACUGCCGUUCUCCGCACUUACCCGUCCAUUACAUCCAACCGGGUCUCCAUCUCCACUGCCCAAAAAUCCACUCUGAACUGUGAAUACGCUUUUCUUCAUUAUAAUUUUGUGAUUUAAUAGACCAUCGAUGAUGGGUGCUAGAAAUCCAAUCCUGAUAAAGUCCACGAUGGCUUGCGCAUUGUUCUCGGCAAUUUCUCUUAGCAUUUUACUAGGUGCCUCUAGCAAAAAAGUCCCCGACUACCUCCAAUUGUGCAAGAAAGAUACUCCUCAAUAUGACCAAUGCACCCAAAAUGCCAUUGAAGCCGCAAAACCAUACCUGGCGAAAGGUAUUCCAAAAAUGAAAGUCCCACCCCUAGAACCUCUAACAAUUCCGCAGCUCAUCAUUGACCGGAAUUUGGAGGCAAUUAAAGUCAAGGCAAAAUUAGACAACGUUACUGUCUUUGGUUGCUCAAAUUUUGACAUUCAAAAGCUUAAAAUAAACACUGAUAAGCUGACAUUGGACAUCAGUCUGCUACUACCAAAACUUUUCGUUGAGUGUGAAUAUGAUGUGGACGGCCGAUUGCUUGUGAUUCCACUACGAGGAAAGGGUCAUUUCAUCGGAAACAUGACAAAUGUAAAAGUUGAUAUUUCCGGUCAAGGUGAGCUGACGAAUGUCAAAGGCAAAGAAUAUGUUCUGAUCAAGAAAUUGAAGAUGAAACCCCGUGUAGGUGAUACAACCGUUAAAUUUAUCAAUGACAACAAAAAGAAUCCCGAAAAUAGACUGAUAACGGAGACGGCUGCCAACUUCAUCAACCAAAACAGGCGGCAAGUUCUGGACAUCGUGACACCAAUCGCUGAAGAGACCGCUCUGGAGGUCGGACUCCAAAUCAUCAGCACAAUCUUCUCAACGGUUCCUUUCGAUGAGCUCCUGCCGCAAUGAGCAUCGCGUUAAAUCAAGGGUUGUGACCAAAAAUUUCUGUGGACAGCGCGGCUUGGUCAAUUGGUCAUCCCGGGAGUUUUUAGAUGAAUCCAAUCUCCACGGAGUCCAGUGCGAGAACUAGGCGCUAUAGUAGUCAUUAUGGACAGCUCUGACCAAAAAGACGGUAGUUUAAGAUCUACCAAUCGAAUGAAAGUAUCGUCUUUUUCAAACAGUGCGGAGAACAAAAAUUCUAAUUUUGAAAACAAAUCAUGACUUUAUAAUGCAUUUUUUUAAACGUCUUCCGGGUCCAUUGUUUGGUAUUUCUUUAAUGACAAUUUUGGUGAAUUUUCUCGAGAUGUGAAGAAAAUUUCCUAGAAUCAUCGGGAAAAUCUGUUCCUUAACUCCAUAGUGAGAAAAACAUAUUUGACAGAAAGUUUAAGACGUUAAAAUAAAUUUACAUCCUGUUCUUUUCCAAAGAAUCAUCAUGAUCCAAUGAAUGUUUGUCCUGCGAAAGAAAACGCGUAAUUUUACACCAAUAAGUUGCUGAGGGUACCUUAACUUAAUCGUCUGAUCUCUAAGCAUUACAGUUAUUAAACAAUUACCUACAAAGAAAUAAUAUUUCUGAGAAAGACAUGGAAUGCUUCGAAAUUAUUUAAAAAUCCGAAUUGUUCAAUUUGAGUAUGAAUAGAUUAUGUCUUUGUUGAUACGCAGUUACCUCCAAACAUUUGAAAACACAGCAGUGUGACAUUUUUAACUUUACUCAUUGGUGAUUUAUUGAAUCUAACAUUAAUUAGACACUAAUAUAGCUUGUGAUGCAAUCAAUUUUCUGCCCCUAAAAUAUGUUCUCCAGUAAAAGAUCAAUUAAACUAAGAAAGCAACAUGAUUACAGUCAGUCUUUGUCGCAAAUGUUUAGCUCAUCGAUCAAAAUUCUCCUUCAGUUCAGUCAAAUUAACUUUCUUUUGAAAUUAUUAGGAUAAUAACUUCAUGCAGAUAAAAUAAAAUUUGCUUCGGUCAGCUCCCAUAAUUUAGGGUUUCCUCUGACUAUUUUUUAAGGGAAAAUAUGAAAGAAUCGAUCAGCUGCGGUCGCAUCGGUUAAAAUGAAUUUUGUAGAAAAACGCCUUCAUUUAAAAGCUUAUGCAACUUUUAACAAAAAUUGUAUCGCGCUCGGCGAUGAGAGACCAUAACGACUAACAGAGAGAUAAGUUCGUCUUUUGACCUACCCUCAACUAAAAUGUAGAGAGCUACUCCAAGCUUAAGGCUUUUACCAUUUCAAUGUCAGUUACCCUUUAUUACCUUGUAUUUUAUUAACCAAUUACACUGAAAAAAGGCUGUGCACUAAUACAAUUUGGUUCCUUUCUCGUCGUGAGUUGGAACCGAAUUAUUAUUAUUAUACAUGUAGAGUUACCGUAUGUACCUAUUUUAUAAGAAUUUAUUUGAGAGUAACUCAAUCACUCAUAUUUUUACUUUUGUACUUGAAUUUCAAUACUCUAUGUCUAAGGUUUCCAGUUAUGAUGUAAUGAUCUUUGUGAAUAAAUUAUUCAGCAUGCUUGCUCAUUUCAAUUCACCCCA